UAAUGGAAGAAACUAGUGAAAAGGUUCCAGAAAAACAGAAACAAAAGAAAAAAUUGAGAAAUGUUAUUGAUGGCAAAACCAGGGUGUUGCCAGUACCAGAGUGGAAAGCUCAAGAGCAAAAUGCUCUGAAAAGAGUGAAGCGUUUGGCCAAUAAGGUGAAAAGAUUUUCAGCAGAAACAGCAUUUCCACCUACGGGUUUUUUUUAUAUUCAUGCUGGUGCUGUACAUGCAUUUGGUCAUGAACAAAGUUGCAGCAUAUUUUUUUCAAAUGAAAAUGUACAAAAGUUGGAUGUAACAGUGAUGGAUACAGAAGUAACAAAAAAAGAUGACAAGCCCACAAUAGACAUGAGAAAUAUCGAUCUUGAUAUUGAUUUUAAUAAUGUCAAUAUCAACACUCUUAGACAGAGCUACUCUCAACUAAGUUUUAAUAAAGGAGCAGGUGAGAGAUCAACUUACAAGGUUGAAAACAGACCACCAUACUGGCCAGAGGGUAUACCAUUUGUAUCCCACUCUAAGAGAAAAGGUUUGAAAAUGUGA
Molecule: messenger RNA, 536 nt
Organism: Mytilus californianus (California mussel)
Lineage: Eukaryota; Metazoa; Mollusca; Bivalvia; Mytilida; Mytilidae
Exons: 7
Coding region: 3-536 (177 amino acids)
Source: RefSeq, a predicted model, not a curated record